Messenger RNA from Ostertagia ostertagi, 2188 nucleotides. The record is from the annotation of a GenBank genome assembly. Lineage: Eukaryota; Metazoa; Nematoda; Chromadorea; Rhabditida; Trichostrongylidae.
AUGGAUGCCGGACCGACACGCGCCCCCUGGUGGGCGCGUGGCCUCUUCUUGUUUGCCGUUGCUCUGGCGCUGUGUGCGCAGGGCCUGCCCGCCUGGGCGCAGCAGGCCGCGCUGCGCUUCGACAUCCUCGAGUUCGAGGUCGAGGGCAACACGCGCCUGAAGGCCACGCAGGUGGAGUCCGCCGUCAUGCCCUUCAUGGGCGAGGGGCGCGACAUGGCCGCCAUCGAAGGCGCCCGCGCCGCGCUGGAGAAGGCCUACCAGGGCGCCGGCUACCUGACCGUCUUCGUCGACGUGCCCGAACAGCGCAUCGACGGCGGCCUCGUGCGCCUCGUCGUGCUGGAGGGCCGCAUCGACAAGCUCUACGUGACCGGCUCGCGCUACUACGACCAGGGCAACAUUCGCGCCGCGGCGAGCGAACUGGCCGAGGGCCAGGUGCCCAACUUCAACGUCGUGCAACAGCAGGUCGCCGCGCUCAGCCAGACGCCCGAGCGACGCGUGCAGCCGGUGCUGCGCCCGGGCCGCGAGCCGGGCACGGUGGAGGCCGAGCUGAAGGUCAGCGACAAGCUGCCGUUGGGCGGCAGCGUCGAGAUCAGCAACGCGGCCGCCGCGGGCACCGACCAGUUGCGCGCCGCCGUCAACCUGCACUACGACAACCUGUUCCAGCGCGAGCAUUCGCUGUCGCUGACGGCGCUGACCGCGCCGAUGCGGCCGAGCCAGUCGCAGGUGCUGGUGCUGAACUACCUGGUGCCUUUGGGCGACGGCGAUUCGCUGAGCUUCAGCGCCGUCAACUCCAGCAGCGACAUCGACAGCCUCGGCGGCACGCGCGUGCUGGGCAAGGGCACGACGCUGGGCCUGCGUUACGGCAUCAACCGCGUCGGCGCCAACGCGGCCCACGGCCUGUCGCUGGGCUUCGACGUCAAGGACCUGAAGGAAGACGUGCACACCAGUGCCGGCACGCUCGGCUCGCCGCUGCGCUAUGCGCCGCUGCAGCUGGCCUACAACGGCAACUGGUGGGGCGAGUGGGGCCAGCAACAGCUCAGCGCCAACGCCGUGUUCGGCCUGCGCCCGCGCGCCAUCUACCAGUGGAGCAGCUUCGACAUCGCGGUCGACAGCUCCGUCACCUUCGACAUGGCGCAGGCCGGCUCCAGCGCGCUGAACCGCAUCGGCAGCGUCAGCCCCAGCCUGAUCUUCGGCCAGCUCAAGGCCACCAACGGCGGCGAGAUCCUGCUCUACAACCGCAACGGCAUCCUGUUCGGCAAGGACGCGCGCGUGGACGUCGGCGCGCUGCUGGCGACGACGCUGGCACCCAGGGAUGCCGACUACGCCAACGGCUUCGUCACCAACAUCACCGGCGCCGCGGCCGCGCUGCGCUACGACGGCGCGGCGGCCGACUACGUCGACGCGAAGAACUUCAUCCGCGUCGAGCCCGGCGCCGAGAUCAAGACCGGCGAAGGCGGCCGCAUCCAGCUCUACGCCAAGCGCGUCGAGAACGCCGGCUCGCUGACCGCGCCCGGCGGCCAGGUCGUGCUCGGCGCCGGUGCCGAGGUCUUCUACAAGCUGCCCACGGCCGAACCGCUGUACGCCUCCGAGGCCAACCCCAGCGUGCCCGCGCUGCGCGGCCUGCUCGUCGAAGUGGGCCGGGGCGACAUGGCGAUCGGCGCCGGCUCUGUCGACAACAGCGGCAGCAUCAGCGUGCCACGCGGCAACGCCACGCUCGUGGGCCUGGCCGUCAACCAGGCCGGCCGCAUCAGCGCGACGACGAGCGUGUCGCAGAACGGCUCCAUCCUGCUGCUGGCGCAGGGCGACGCCGAGACCGACGGCAAGGGCGUCAGCGACCCGUACUACAAGCGCGCCGCGCGCAGCGGCACGCUGACGCUGGCUGCCGGGAGCGUCACCGAGAUCACCGCGGACAACCACGGUGCCGACGGCAAGCUGCUGACCAGCGACGACAACGCCACCUUCACGCGCUCGCGGCUGGAUCUGGCCGGCGGCAACAUCACGCUGGCGCAGGGCGCCAAGGUCGUGGCUCCCGGCGCCGUCGCGGAGCUGCGUGCGCUGGACACGCCCGCGCCCUUCGGCGAUCUCGUCAGCCGCAAUCCGCUGUCCGCCACGGGCGGGCGCAUCGUCAUCGACGCGGGCGCCAGCAUCGACGUGUCCGGCACGACGGACACGUCCGUCAGCGUCGCGC